Messenger RNA from Thlaspi arvense, 1137 nucleotides. The record is from the annotation of a GenBank genome assembly. Lineage: Eukaryota; Viridiplantae; Streptophyta; Magnoliopsida; Brassicales; Brassicaceae.
AUGGGUGGAUCAGAUGAGAACAGACACGGAGUUAUUGGUCCGAUGAAUCUACAAGGGGGUUUACGUGGAGGAAAGGUGAUUCCGACGAAUGGGCAGACACGAAGAGCACUCAGUAAUGUGAACAAGAACAUCAUCGGAGCUCCGGUUUAUCCUUGUGCUGUCAAUAAGGGACCUUUGACAGAGAAAAAUGGGAUAUGUCAGAAGAAGAUUCAACCUGUUCCUGUGCAUCGACCAAUUACUAGGAAGUUUGCUGCUCAAUUAGCUGAAAGCAAUCCUCAAAUCCAGGAGGAAAUCAAGAAACCAGAAUUGGUUUCGAGCGAACCAAUAGACAGAAUCAUAACAGAUGUGGAAGAAGAUGGAGACUUUAAUGAGCCAAUGUUUGUUCAGCACACUGAAGCCAUGCUUGAGGAAAUUGACAGAAUGGAGGGUAUUGAAAUGGAAGAUUCCGAUGCUGAAGAAGAAGAAGAAGAAUCUGUGCAUUACAAGUUUGAGCUAAUGGAGGAGACGCUUUACCUCACAAUCAAUCUCAUCGACAGGUUUCUUGCGGUUCAUCAUCAUGUCGCAAGGAAAAAGCUCCAGCUUGUGGGUGUAACAGCUAUGUUGCUUGCUUGCAAAUACGAAGAAGUCUCUGUUCCAGUUGUAGAUGAUCUCAUCCUGAUCUCUGACAAGGCUUACACCAGGAGAGAAGUUCUUGAUAUGGAGAAGUUAAUGGCGAAUACCUUGCAGUUCAAUUUCUGUCUCCCAACUCCAUAUGUAUUUAUGAGGAGGUUUCUCAAAGCUGCACAGUCUGACAAAAAGCUUGAGCUUCUAUCAUUCUUCAUCAUCGAGCUUUGCUUAGUGGAGUACGAGAUGCUUCAGUACACUCCUUCUCAGUUAGCUGCUUCAGCGAUCUACACUGCUCAAUCCACGCUUAAAGGAUUCGAGGACUGGAGCAAAACCUGCGAGUUCUAUACAGGCUACACCGAAGAAAAGCUUAUGGAUUGUUCGAGAAAGAUGGUUGGUUUGCAUCACAAGGCAGGGACAGGGAAGUUAACCGGUGUUCACAGGAAAUACAACACAUCCAAAUUUGGUUAUGCUGCAAGAGUUGAACCAGCUGGGUCCCAACGGUUAAGGUCACACGAAUCUCCAAUGACUUGA